AUGCUGCUGACCAAGCUGCCCCGUUCGGUCUUCCAGAUGCUGCUGACCAAGCUGCCCCGUUCGGUCUUCCAGAUGCUGCUGACCAAGCUGCCCCGUUCGGUCUUCCAGAUGCUGCUGCCCCCUCCUGUCUUCCAGAUGCUGCUGCCCCCUCCUGUCUUCCAGAUGCUGCUGACCAAGCUGCCCCUUCCUGUCUUCCAGAUGCUACUGACCAAGCUGCCCCCUCCUGUCUUCCAGAUGCUGCUGCCCCGUUCGGUCUUCUAGAUGCUGCUGACCAAGCUGCCCCCUCCUGUCUUCCAGAUGCUGCUGACCAAGCUGCCCCGUUCGGUCUUCCAGAUGCUGCUGACCAAGCUGCCCCGUUCGGUCUUCCAGAUGCUGCUGACCAAGCUGCCCCCUCCUGUCUUCCAGAUGCUGCUAACCAAGCUGCCCCCUCCUGUCUUCCAGAUGCUGCUGCCCCCUCCUGUCUUCCAGAUGCUGCUGCCCCCUCCUGUCUUCCAGAUGCUACUGACCAAGCUGCCCCCUCCUGUCUUCCAGAUGCUGCUGACCCCUCCUGUCUUCCAGAUGCUGCUGCCCCCUCCUGUCUUCCAGAUGCUGCUGACCAAGCUGCCCCCUCCGGUCUUCCAGAUGCUGCUGACCAAGCUGCCCCCUCCUGUCUUCCAGAUGCUGCUGACCAAGCUGCCCCCUCCUGUCUUCCAGAUGCUGCUGACCAAGCUGCCCCCUCCCGUCUUCCAGAUGCUACUGACCAAGCUGCCCCUCCUGUCUUCCAGAUGCUGCUGACCAAGCUGCCCCCUCCUGUCUUCCAGAUGCUGCUGACCAGGCUGCCCCUUCUGUCUUCCAGAUGCUGCUGACCAAGCUGGGGGCCCCCCGUCUUCCCGAUGCUCGGGCCCCCCCCGUCUUCCGAUGCUGCUGACCAAAACUGUCCCCUUCGUCUUCCAGAUGUGCUGACCAAACUGUUUCCCCCUUUUGUCUUUCCAAAAAUGCUGCUGACCCAAACUUUCCCCCCUUUUGUCUUCCCGGGUGCUGUGAAAAGCUUUCCCCCCUCCCGUCUUCCGAUGUGUCCCAAAUGCCCCCCCUGUUUUUUUCCAGAUGCUGCUUUCCCCCUUCGGGCUUCCCGUGCUUUGCUUUACCCAAGGGUGCCCCCCCUGUCUUCCAGAUUUUUUCUGACCAAAACUUUCCCCCUUUGUUUUCCCGAUGCGUUUCCCCCCCCUGUCUUCCAGAUGCUCGGGCCAAAAUGCCCCCUUUGGUCUUUUCCCGAUUUCUGCUGACCAAAACUUUCCCCGUUCGGGGUUUUCCCGAUGGGACCAAGUGCCCCGUUUGGUCUUCCAAAAUUUUGCUGACCAAAACUGCCCCCUUGGUCUUCCAGAUUUCUGCGACCAAGCGCCCCCCCUUUUGCUUCCAGGUGCUGCUGACCAAGGCGGGCCCCCUUCGGGCUUUCCCGAUGUUUCUGACCCAAACUGCCCCGUUCGGUCUUCCCGUGCUUUUGACCAAACUGCCCCGUUGGUCUUUUAAAAUGUUUUGACCAAAACUGCCCCCUCCGUCUUCCAGAUGUGCUGACCAAGCUGCCCCCCCCUGUUUCCAAAAAUGCUGUGACCAAAGGGGCCCCCCUUUUUUCCAGAGCUGCUGACCCAAACUGCCCCCCCCCUUCUUCCAGUUGCUUGCUGACCAAGCUGCCCCCCCCUGUCUUCCAGAUGCGGGGACCCAAACUGCCCCCCUUUAGUCUUUAGAUGCUGUGACCAAAAUUUCCCCCCUUUGUCUUCUAGAUGCGGUGACCAACUUCCCCCCCCUGUUUUUCCCCCGGGUUGCCCCAAAACUUUCCCCCCCCGGGUUUUCCCGUGCGCUGCCCCCUCCUGUUUUUCCCCCCGGGUGCUGACCAAGCUGCCCCCUUCUGUCUUCCAGAUGCUGCUGCCCCCUCCUGUCUUCCAGAUGCUGCUGACCAAGCUGCCCCCUCCUGUCUUCCAGAUGCUGCUGCCCCCUCCUGUCUUCCAGAUGCUGCUGACCAAGCUGCCCCCUUCUGUCUUCCAGAUGCUGCUGCCCCCUCCUGUCUUCCAGAUGCUGCUGACCAAGCUGCCCCCUCCUGUCUUCCAGAUGCUGCUGACCAAGCUGUCCCCUUCUGUCUUCCAGAUGCUGCUGACCAAGCUGCCCCCUCCUGUCUUCCAGAUGCUGCUGACCAAGCUGCCCAUCAUCAGACAGGUAAGGAUGCUCUCCCAGAGGAAGCCAGGGCUGGAGGUGCACCAACAUGGCUGA
Molecule: messenger RNA, 2241 nt
Organism: Coregonus sp. 'balchen'
Lineage: Eukaryota; Metazoa; Chordata; Actinopteri; Salmoniformes; Salmonidae
Source: the annotation of a GenBank genome assembly